Messenger RNA from Etheostoma cragini (Arkansas darter), 3322 nucleotides. RefSeq names its product EMILIN-1-like. The record is from RefSeq and is a predicted model, not a curated record. The transcript is spliced from 11 exons. NCBI's taxonomy places the organism in Eukaryota, Metazoa, Chordata, Actinopteri, Perciformes, Percidae. Bases 50 to 3034 code for a protein of 994 amino acids. Gene Ontology annotation, molecular function: protein binding.
UCUGAAGUUGUAGCUUUUUUUUCUUCCAGGACAAGUUGACAAUGAGAAGAUGAGGCAGCUUGAAGAGAGGAUCCGAAGUUUGACCAAAAACCUCCAGGACCUUCAGUCCACCAUGAAUGAACACCUUCAACAGGAAACCACCAAACCGGCCGCCAGCGGAGGAGGAAGAAACCCCGCUGAUGCAGCCCAGGAGACCAUUGACAUCAUUCAGACCAAACUGGACCAACUGGACAACCGCACACAGGCCCAUGAUAAAACCCUGGUCAGCAUUAACAACCACCUGGGGAACGGGCAGGGGAAAGACAUGGAUGGGGGUCUGCCUGGAGAAGGACUGAGCGGCGGGAGGCUGAACUCGCUAAAGGAGGAGAUCCUGAGGGAGUUAGAGAGCCGGGUAUCACUGUCCUGCUCUUCCUGUCAGGCCGGUGUGGAGGAUCUGCAACGGCAGCAACAGCAGGACAAAGAGAAGAUUCAAGCUCUGGAGAAGCAGCUAAAUGACAUGGACGUCCGGUACCGUCAGAACCUCGAUGGACUGCGUCAGGAGGUGGUGGGCUUGCAAGGAUGCUGUGGCACCAUCUACGAUCUACGAAAACGCAUCACGGACGCAGAACGCAAGAUCAGCUCUGCCUCAGAAAACUUUGAUGUUUUGCAGAACCGUCUGGACAAGGAACUCAAAAACAACGUGAACGUUGGCUUCGCUGGAGGAGGGAGAACUGUGGGAGGGGGGAGGGGUGUUGUGGUGACGGCGGACAGACUGGACAAUCGUUUGAAGGACCUGGAAUGGCUGGUGAACAACACCUUGCAGCAGACAGAGCAGAGCUGCUUGCACCUAGAGAACCACUUGAAAGACUAUUUCCACAGAGAACUGGGGGACCUGCGGACAGUAUUCCUGGAUCGCUUUGAUGACCAAGCCUUUAGGAUUGCAGACGCAGAGUUGGACGUGGGACUGGUGAAGGAAAGAGUGAGUGACCAAGACAGGAGGCUGUCUAAGCUGGAAAACAACACUUCACUCAUCAACCAGAGACUCAAAGGCUGCAUCUGCGUAGGGACUGAAAGAGACCUAAACGAUGGAGGAGGGUCUACAGGAGGAUCCAAAGGUGGAGCCACAGGAGGGUCUACAGGCGGGUCUACAGGAGGAUUUACAGGGGGAUCUACAGGAGGAUCCAAAGGAGGAUCUGCAGGAGGGUCUACAGGCCGGUUUACAAGUGGGUCUACAGGAGGGUCUGCAGGAGAGUCUACAGAAGGACCUACAGGGGGGUCUAAAGGAGGGUCUACAGGUGGGUCUACAGGAGGGUCUACACGCGGGUCUACAGGUGGAAGAUUAUCUGGGACUGGAGGAGAAAGUACAACAGAGAAAUCAUUGGAGUGGAGAGUGAUUGCCAAUGAGGAUCGCAUUCAACACUUUAACACUGAACUGAAAGAUCUGUCAGUGUCUGGAGACUCUCUGCACGACAAGGUUGUGAACCUCAGCCAUGACGUCCGUAAGAUCAAAGCUCUGACCGGGGAUCACGGCGAACACUUUAACCGAAUUGUUACCGAGGUGGAGCUCCUGGGUCAGGACUGCGAUUUGUGCAGGAAGGUGGAAGACGAACUGCAGAGGCUAAAAAAUCAAUCCCAUGAUACACUGGGGCGCAUGCAGAGCCAAAUCAACAGACUCCAGAUCAGACUGGACCUAGGAGGAGAAGGGUGCUUCAACACAUGUUCACAGCUGGAGGAGGAAGUCCACCUGCUACGAGACGAUGUCAGGAGAUGCACCGCCCAAUGUAAGACCAGCUCGGGCACGCCUACAGGCGGUGGUUCUGGCAGCGUUGGUGUUACCAGUGGACCUGGGCUGGAUGCUGAGAGGCCUUUAGAUGGUCACAGUGUGAUCGGAGGCUCCAUCAACAACAACCAGCUGAAGACGCUGCAGGGUCAACUCUCCGAGGUCAUCCUCACCUUCAGCUCCAUCAACGACACCCUGAAGGAGUUCGAACACACGGUGCAGAAACACGGAAGCGUCAUCACCGACCUUGGAAACACAAAGGACAAGAUCAUCUCUGAGCUGGACAAGAUCCAGCAAGAUUUGUCAGAGCACAUGGAGGAGAGCGGCAGCCGCCUGGACGCCAUGGACCAGGAUGUCCGGCGGUUCCAGAGCACAGUCCUAGUGGAGAUCGGAGACUGUAGGAGGUCUGGAGACGGGCUGGAGAAGAGGCUUUCCAAAUUAGAGGGAGUCUGUGGGAGGCUGGAAGGUGUCUCGGACUCCAUCCUCAAGAUCAAGGAAGGACUGAACCGGCACGUGGCAAGUCUGUGGCUUUGUGUUUCUGGUCUGAAUGAGUCGGUUAUCCAUCACGGAGGAAUCAUGGACUUCAUUCAGAAGAACCAGGAUGAUGUCUACAGCAGAAUGAAGAACCUGAACUCAAGUGUGAACCAGUUCCUCAGAGAACUGCACGGUUCGUCUGUGAAUGGUGUGUCCGGCGUGCCUGGACCUCCGGGACCUGCGGGACCCCCGGGACCCCGAGGAGAGACAGGUUAUAACGGGCCUCCUGGACGGCAAGGUGCAACUGGAGCCCGAGGUCUGCCCGGUCCCAAAGGUGAACCAGGUGUGUCUGGUGUCGAUGCUCAUGUACCGCGACUGUCGUUCUCGGCUGCGCUCACUGUUCCCAUGGACAGAGCUGGAACCAUCCUCUUUGACAAGGUCUUUGUCAAUGAAGGAGACUUCUAUGACCGGAGAACAGGUAUCUUCACCGCCCCCGUUGAUGGACGGUAUUUCUUUAGUGCCAUCCUGACGGGUCAUAAGAACGAGAAGAUCGAGGCGGUUCUAUCAAAGUCAAACUACGGCAUGGCCCGGGUGGACUCUGGAGGCUACCAGCCUGAAGGCUUGGAGAACAACCCUGUGGCCGAGGCUAAAGUCACUCCUGGAUCUCUGGCCGUGUUCAACAUCAUCCUGCCUCUGCAGACCCGGGACACGGUCUGCAUCGACCUGGUGAUGGGGAAACUGGCGCACUCUGUGGAGCCGCUCACCAUCUUCAAUGGCAUGCUGCUGUAUGAAGACAUGUGAAACUCUGUAUAAGAUUAACGACAAACCCCCAGGAGGCUGCCCCAUAAAAAAACUUCCUCUUUCAAGACUGAUGAAAAAUAUUUAAAAAGAAUAUUAAGUCCUGAACAGAUUUCUAUCUCUAUAUUCUAACAGCUCAAAUCUGUUUGGCUGCUUUCAUUAUUUUUCUUAUGUCACUUCCCAUGUGGACAAUUUACCAUCUGACUGCUUUAUCUGCUGAUCGGAUGUGAUCACAUGAUCCAAGGAGCAACACUGUGAGGACAGAUGUCCCUGUAGACCAGCUGAUGUCCC